CUGUCAACAACAAGAAUUCAAUUUAACCAUUAAUGGCAGUCUCCGGCUUCGAGGGUUUCGAAAAAAGACUCGAGCUAUACUUCUCCGGCGACGAUCCGGCCGCCGGAAAUGGCCUCCGGCGACUCAAUUUCUACACUAUCGAGAAAAUCCUCCACACCGUACAGUGCACCGUCGUCUCCGCCGUCGGUAACGACUUCUUCGAUUCCUACGUCUUGUCCGAAUCGAGCCUCUUCGUCUACCCGACCAAAAUCAUCAUCAAAACCUGCGGCACCACUCAGCUCCUCAAAUCCCUCCGGCCGCUCGUCGAAUCGGCGGCGACCGUCGGACUCACCCUCUCCGGCUGCCGCUACACCAGAGGCACCUUCAUCUUCCCCGGCGUGCAGCCCUUCCCCCACACCAGCUUCAAAGACGAAGUCUUUUACCUGGAGGAGAAUCUGCCGGACAAUUUGGUCUACCGGAAAGCCGCCGUGCUGGGGCCGCGAUCCGCGGCCGGCGAGAAAUGGCACGUGUUCAGCGCGUGCGACGAUUCGUGCACACUCAUGGAAGACGACUCGUACACUGUCGAGAUCUGUAUGACCGAGCUGGACAGGGUUCUGGCGAAGAAAUUCUUCCGCCGGUUCGACGACCGCCGGACCGGCGACUCCGUCGGAAAGGAGAUGACGGACGUCACCGGAAUCCGCGACGUCAAUCGGAAGGCGCUGAUCUGCGACUACGCUUUCGACCCCUGCGGGUACUCCAUGAACGGCCUCGCCGGCGGCCGUUACUCGACGGUGCACGUGACGCCGGAGGACGAUUUCAGCUACGCUAGCUUCGAGUGUGUCGGAUCGGUUUACGACGACCGGGAGGAGUUCCUCCGGCUGCUUCAGAAAGUGGUGAAAGUUUUCCGGCCGGCGAAGCUCUCCGUCGCCACCACGUGCCCCACCGGAAACGACUUCUGGAAAGGCACGGCGAAGACGAUGGAAUCGUUGGGUAUGCGUCUGAGGAGUCGAGCUGCCGACGAGUUUCCCGGCGCCGGAACUGUUGUUUUCCAGGCAUUUUCCUCUCGCCGGAAUUAAUCGCCGGCGAUUUAAAGGAGUAAGAUAUGAUCAGGUGUGGGUGAGGCCAAUGCUGAACUUUUUAGGGCUUAGCUGGAUUUUUUUUUUUUGCUUUUUUUUUUUUUUCUAAUUUGGGGGUUAGGGGAAAAUAUGAAUAUGGGCUGUGCAUGAAAAUUGAUCAUAUGUGUUGUUGAUGACAAUAUAUAAUAUAUUUUCAAAAUAUAUAUAUAAGUAUUAGAUAAAUUUUAAUUGAAAUUGUAUUGGGUUCAUCAUAAUAUUGCACCCCACUCAAUUUUGGCAUGCCAAGAAAAUUUUUAAUUAGUGGGGUGGGGUUGGGGAGAUCUAUCACUAAAUGGUCUUAUAUGUACAUGAACU
This is a messenger RNA of Andrographis paniculata, 1409 nucleotides long. Its product is annotated as S-adenosylmethionine decarboxylase proenzyme 4. The record is from RefSeq and is a predicted model, not a curated record. NCBI's taxonomy places the organism in Eukaryota, Viridiplantae, Streptophyta, Magnoliopsida, Lamiales, Acanthaceae. Gene Ontology annotation, cellular component: cytosol. The transcript has a single exon. The coding region runs from base 33 to 1055 and encodes 340 amino acids. Gene Ontology annotation, biological process: spermine biosynthetic process; spermidine biosynthetic process. Gene Ontology annotation, molecular function: adenosylmethionine decarboxylase activity.